Molecule: messenger RNA, 431 nt
Organism: Rhagoletis zephyria (snowberry fruit fly)
Lineage: Eukaryota; Metazoa; Arthropoda; Insecta; Diptera; Tephritidae
Source: RefSeq, a predicted model, not a curated record
AUGGUGCCCUCGAUGCACUACGCCACCAUCUUCUGGGCGUAUGCGGUCAUCAUUCUCGGCUCGAUGGGCGUCCAGUCGGGGGCGCAUCGACUCUGGGCCCACCGAAGCUACCAGAACGACCUCUACGAGUGGGUCCGCGACCACCGGGUGCACCACAAGUGGUCGGACACUGACGCCGAUCCGCACAACUCCUCGAGGGGCUUCUUCUUCAGUCAUAUGGGAUGGCUGCUCGUCCGCAAACACCCCGAGGUAAUUCGCAAGGGCCGCACCGUGGACCUGAGCGACCUGCUGGCGGAUCCAAUUGUGAUGUUCCAACGGCGCUUCUACAUUCCCCUGGUGCUGCUCAUCUGGGCGUACCUGCCGGCGGCUACCGCCGUCCACGGUUGGGGCGAAAGCUGGAGCAACGCCCUCUGCGGCGUAGUGGUCUUCCG